AAUAACUUUUUUAUUGAAUAACCUAACAAUUGUCUGUAAUAGGGUACGGAAGUAUCGCCCCAAGAUCAAUGUGGGGUAAAAUAGCAACAAUGGGGUAUGCUGCGUUAGGAAUUCCUUUGACAUUGGUCUACCUAUCAAGUGCAGGUGGGUUGUUAUCUCGUUGCGCUCGAGGUGUUUUCACACGAGCUUUGUGCUGCUGUCUCUGCUCGAAUUGCGGUUACUGCUGUUACGAUGAAAGACGGAUGCAGGAAAAGGAACGGAGAAUGAGGAAGAAGCGACAGCAAGAAGAAAUGAACCAGCAGCAACAACAACAAUUGGCUCUCCAGGAACCCUUUUAUGUGCGAGCUAAUGCUUCGAAUUAUCCGAGUUCUGUGGAAAUAAAAGCCAGUCCAAAGGAUGAAGUGUCAAGUCUCGGCUCCGGCGACAGACCUAAUGUUACUAUUUUCGCUCCAAUCAGCAUUUGUCUUGGAGCAAUGCUUUGUUAUAUUGUCGCCGGGGCUUUUACUCUUUACUUCUGCUUUAUGAGCUUGAGUACAAUAGGAUUUGGCGACAUGGUACCUGGCCUGUAUCUCCGACACAAUACAGUCGAUUCAAAAAAUUUAACCUUAUGGUUUUGCUCCUGCUACAUAAUGUCUGGAAUGGCAUUGACGGCAAUGUGCUUCAACAUACUUCACGAUGAAAUAGUCCAUCGGUUAGCUCACCAAAACGAUAAAAGCGAAUCUGUUAAGCCGAGUUCAAGCAUCGACGAGUUAGCGACAGAUCCGUUUGCCCUCACGUCCAACAAUAGGAACACCACUGACGAGUCGCUGUGCAAUGAGCAGCCAGCCAGUAUUUUCGCCCACGAAAAUGAAAUGAAUAUUUUAAGAGACUCGUAUAAUCAAGUCGACGUUACUAGAGACUGCAAGCCUAUCAUUAAACUCGAGGACCAUAUUGUUGGAUCCGCUGUCUAUACUCUCCCCGAGGUCGAUGAAGAAGCCGAAGAAAAUACCGAGAUG
Molecule: messenger RNA, 995 nt
Organism: Cotesia congregata
Lineage: Eukaryota; Metazoa; Arthropoda; Insecta; Hymenoptera; Braconidae
Source: the annotation of a GenBank genome assembly